AUGCGCGCCUCCGCCGCGCACCGCGAUGCCUCCUCCCUCGCCUCCGCCUACUCCUCCUCAGCCUCUCUGGCGGCCUCUCUCCGGAGCCACCACGAUCCCUCCGUGUCCAUACCGUCCCCGGGCACACUUGCGCGGAAGGCAAAGUCGUUUCUUGACGAGGACUGCUCCCCGGAGCAGUACAAAUCGCCAAGAGACGAUGUGCAAGAUGAUGUCCAGCUUCCACAUUCAAAACAAUUGCCAGGAGAGACGUGGAAACCUCAGACACCUCCAUCUCAGAAGAGAUCUGAGUCUAUAACCUCCUCCCUUACCUAUAUUGGAGGCACAAUAAAAAAUACACUUGAAGUUGCAAAUACCAUGGCUGCAAAAGCAAAGUUGCUAUUGCGGGAGCUGAAAAUUGUGAAGGCAGAUUUAGCUUUUGCAAAGGAACGUUGUGCUCAGCUUGAAGAAGAGAAUAAAAUGUUGCGUGAGUGUUAUGACAAGGGUGACAAUCCAGAAGAUGAUGAUCUGGUUCUAUUGGAGUAG
Miscanthus lutarioriparius is the source of this 522-nucleotide messenger RNA. Lineage: Eukaryota; Viridiplantae; Streptophyta; Magnoliopsida; Poales; Poaceae. The record is from the annotation of a GenBank genome assembly.